Betta splendens (Siamese fighting fish) is the source of this 5832-nucleotide messenger RNA. RefSeq names its product PITPNM family member 3 (gene pitpnm3). Gene Ontology annotation, molecular function: phosphatidylcholine binding; phosphatidylinositol binding; phosphatidylcholine intramembrane carrier activity. Gene Ontology annotation, cellular component: cytoplasm. Gene Ontology annotation, biological process: phospholipid transport. Bases 491 to 3361 code for a protein of 956 amino acids. The record is from RefSeq and is a predicted model, not a curated record. Lineage: Eukaryota; Metazoa; Chordata; Actinopteri; Anabantiformes; Osphronemidae. The transcript has 20 exons.
GUUGUUUCGGAGGGGGACAGACGCCCUUCAGCGGUCGCGGCCGCGGACGCGCGCGCACCGCUGGAGGCAGUCGAGCUGCAGACCGGCGGCUUGUUUUAAGGAACUCUGGCUCGUGUCAGCGACAGUAGAGGAGAGCUGGGUGGGCAUCGCACGUGAGCCAAGUCUGCAGAGGCACAACGCUCAGCGGCGCAAAGUGGAGGAUAUGCGUGCGACAGCGGCGGCUCGGCGCGCGUCGGGGACCUGACACAGGUGAACGACACAGAGCACCGCCGCACAUUCUCCUCCUCACGUGCCCGUCUCCCCACCUCUUCUCAUCGCGGGGCGAGUGAGGAGACGGCGAUCCGGCAGCCGUAGUCUUCCUCCCGUCUGACAGGCGUCCAGGCGCAGGAAGAGGAGCCGCCGCCGCUGUUUAAUGAAGUGUCCGACUACCGACUAAACGCCGACCGACGUGACGGCUCCACAGCGAGCGGGCCGCCGCGGAGAGGACACCAUGUCAAAAGAGACGAGAGGAAAAGGUCCGUCACGGAAGCACAGCGCCACACAUUGGUGUCUGCAAAAUAUCGCACAGGAAUCUGUGGACAGUUCUGACGAGGAGUUCUUCGAUGCUAGAGCAGAUGUUAUGGAGGGGAAGAGCGCUAUUCUGCUGGGCAUGAGUCAGUGGAACUCCAACGACCUGGUGGAGCAGAUCGAAACUCUGGGACACAUGGAGGACCAGUCGCAUGAGGGUCUCUACCAGCUGGGAGGACCACGUUGUGCCCCUCAGAGCAGCAUCGAAGGACUGGAAGAUGCUGAGAGCAAAUGCAAGACCCAUGUGCUUCUGCUGGUGGUGCACGGUGGAAACAUCCUGGACACCGCGGGGGGAGACCCCGGCACGAAGGCAGGCGACGUGGCCACUCUGGCCUCGGUGCUGGAGAAGGUGACGCGGGCCCACUUCCAGGCCGCCGCGGAGCACGUGGUGAUCAAGCUGGUGCCGUGUCCGGCCGUGUGCGCCGAAGCCUUCUCGCUGGUGUCCAACCUGAACCCGUACAGCUAUGAUGAGAGCUGCGUGUCCAGCAGCGUGGACCACUUGCCCCUGGCCGCCCUCCCGCUCCUGGCCAUCGUCUCGCCACGGUACCAGGACGCCGUGGCAACAGUGAUCGCCCGAGCCAACCAGGUGUACCACAGCUUCCUGCAGUCGGAGGACGGCCAGGGAUUCACCGGUCAGGUUUGCCUGAUGGGCGACUGUGUGGGAGGCGUGCUGUGCUUCGACGCUCUGUGCUUCAGCAACCACCAGAGGCCCGGCAGCCCCAACAACAGCAGCAGGAACAACAGCACCGAGAGCCUGAAGGACAGCCCGGGUCUGCUGGGCGAGUCCAGCCCCGGCCUGAGCUCCAGCAAGAGGCUGAGUAAGAGCAACAUCGACAUCUCCGCCCCCAACGAGGGCCACGGGCCGGGCGGCCCAUCGCUCAGCCGCAAGCAGAGCGACUCCUGCGACGGAGACACCUCCACCGGCCAACACAGCUUCUUCUCCAGUUUGAUGAAGGAAAGUGGAGAGGUGCGUGGCGGCAGCAGCACCAGUCUGGUGUUGAACCCCGGCCGAUUCGACUUUGAGGUGUCAGACUGCUUCCUGCUGGGAUGUCCGCUGGGCCUGGUGCUGGCCAUGAGACGCACUGUGCUGCCUGCGGUUCAGGUGAGCCAACUCCAUCCCGCCUGCUCUCAGAUCUUCAACCUCUUCUACCCUUCGGACCCCUCUGCCUCCAGACUGGAGCCGCUGCUGCAGCCGCUCUUUCACAAGCUGCCGCCGUUCGCGGUUCCCCGUUACCAGCGCUACCCUCUAGGAGACGGACGCACGGUGCUCAUAGCUGAAAGCAUCCAGAGCCAUCCCAGCGUGUUUUUGGAAAGCGAGCAAGCUCACCGAGGGCCGGCGUCGCAGCAGCCCACCGAGGCCCAGGGCGAGGACGGAGGGAGAGACGAGGGGGGGCGCAGAGCCAGCGUGACCAGCGUGGAGAGCCAGAUGUCCAUGUGCUCCAUGGGCCAGCUGGGCAACACCAUCAGCAACAUUUCUAGCACAUGGUGGGGCUCCAAGAGGCUGGACUACGCCCUGUACUGCCCCGACGUGCUGACCGCCUUCCCAACGGUGGCGCUGCCCCACCUGUUCCACGCCUCCUACUGGGAGUCCACCGACGUAGCAGCCCUGGUUCUCCGACAGCUCAUGCGAUGUGACUGCGUGAAGACCCAGGAGGCGGACAGCCUGGACUCGGCGCCGUUCUCGCCUUCCAGCCCGCGAGAAAAAUGGCUCCGGAGGAGGACGCAUGUUAAACUGAGGAAUGUCACAGCGAACCAUAGGGUAAAUGACGUCAUCGCCACUGAGGAUGGACCCCAGACGCUGGUUGGUCGCUUCAUGUACGGACCCUUGGAUAUGGUCACGUUGACUGGAGAAAAGGUGGACAUCUUGUUGAUGACUCAACCUCAGUCUGGCCGUUGGGUGCACUUUGACACAGAGGUAACCAACAGCAGCGGGAGAGUCACAUAUACCAUACCCAAGAGCAAGAAACUUGGACUGGGAGUCUAUCCAAUUAAAAUGGUCGUCAAGGGGGAUCAAACGAGUGCAGAGGCCUACCUGACUGUGUUGCCACGGGGAAUGGAGUGCGUAGUCUUCAGCAUCGAUGGCUCCUUUGCUGCCAGCGUGUCAAUUAUGGGCAGUGACCCAAAGGUCCGCCCCGGAGCUGUUGAUGUCGUCAGACACUGGCAGGACCUGGGGUAUUUGAUCAUCUACAUCACAGGUCGUCCUGAUAUGCAGAAGCAGCGUGUGGUAUCUUGGCUGUCUCAGCACAAUUUUCCCCACGGCAUGAUCUUCUUCUCCGAGGGCCUGGUUCAUGAUCCCCUGCGACAAAAGACCAUCUUUCUUAGAAACCUGAUCCAGGAGUGUCACAUCAAGAUUAAUUCUGCUUAUGGCUCAAUGAAGGACAUUUCUGUUUACAACAUGCUUGGCCUGGGCCCCUCCCAGAUAUAUAUUGUUGGCAGACCGUCUAAGAAGUACCAAAAUCAGUGCCAGUUUCUGAGUGAGGGCUAUGCGGCUCACCUCUCCACCCUUCAAUUUGGGCACAGAGCCAGACCAAAGAAAUCCCCUUCGGUCAGAAUGGUGCUGAGAAAAGGCUCGUUUGGUCUCUCAGCAAAACCCGAUUUCCUGUGUAAGCGCACCCACCUUCGCAGAACCAUGUCUGUUCAACAACCCGACCCGCCAUGCACCCCCAACCCGAAGCCUGAGCGAGCCCAGAGCCAGCCAGAGUCGGAUAAGGACCACGGAGGGGGCGCGGGUGGUGGAGUUGGACAAGGUGCAUGGGGCCGGGCUUCCAUACAUCGUGGAGACACGACUCCCUGAUGUCAGAGACAAAUGGAACACUUGAAAGAGGACGAGUGAUCGUCAAAGGGGAGUUAGUAGUGUCCAGGACCAAGGUUUACUUCCCCCUACUGUCCCUGUACUGUACAUUGGAUCCUCCUUGGCUUCACGUCCCGCUUGGCCCUGUACACUUUUCUACAUCACCUGUUAGGCCCGUUUUAUUCUUGACCUGCUCGGUGAAUAAUGUCUUAGUGCCUGAAACUGUAAGCAGACACCAGAGAUGCUUAUGUUUCUUGUGAAUGUCCGUGUCCAGUUAAAAUUGUCUAAUAGUAACAUUUUCAAGAAUGUAACAUCGUAAAUAUGCACUUCUUCACAAAACAAAGACAUGCACAUGCUUUAUGGGACUGAAGGACUGUGAUGAUUUGGAACUGGCUGAGGCUUGAGCUCAGCAGACACUGCCCGACUCCAUCAUUGAUGUAAAUACGCAUCACACCUCUCUUUACGGAAUUCUGGACACAGAAGCGAUGUGACAUUUAGUUGUAGCCUGUGAACCGGAGCCUAAAUCAGCAGACCCUUGCUGACUGCCGGCCUCUCCCACUGUCAGAUGCCUCCUUCACGUGGUCGGCUUCCCAUUCCCGCCCCCUUCCCCUGCCUUCAACAAGUCAGGCAGAACAUGCCCGUCGACAGCUGCCUCAGCCGGACCCGGACCCCGAGGUCGCAUUUUGCACUACUGGAGUACAUGCAGAGGGUUGGACCUAGCUGCAGCGCUUGCUUUCAGAGAACAAAGUGUUGUAUUUGUAUCUUACUGUAUUUCUAGUCUUUGUUUUUACCUGCAGAUUGUGAUUGUUGCUGCUGGUUGGUUAAUUAAUACUGUAGAAGGAACAAAAAAAAUCAAGAUCCAAGCCUUGAAAAACUUUACUGUCACUGUCAUUUGUUGAAAAGUGUUAAUUUGACCAAAAAGAUGUUUACAAAUUAAAGGACACGGCUGAUAAACGUGAGUAGAUUAGUGUAACAUGUUCAUCUAACUAAUUAUAGCAACUGUGUAAUUAGCAUUACUGGCAACAUUAGUUUAGAUGCUCAUUAGCUGCAGUGGAUUGGAGAACGCUGUGCCGUGGACCCCCUGGCUCUGAUGCUGUCUUAGCACAUGAGGCUAAAGCGAGUCCUUUAAAACUCUGUGCAAGUCAGACAUAUUUUUCUAUGAGCAAAUAUUGUAAAUAGGAAUAUUUUCAGUUUAGGUUUUUGAACCUUUUGUCGUUUGACUUGUCGAAUGGUUGAUUUUUGCCUUAAAAAUGUACUUGAUGAAUUUUAGACAUGAAAAUAAUUUGACCAAAGUACUACUGUUACUUCAUGAUAAAGUACUUUUCAUGUUGGUAUUUUGGUUUGAUAUGUCUUAGAUGCUGUAUAUACAGUACGUGUGUGUGUGAGUGAGUAUGUAUGUGUGUGGACGUUCAGCUAUUUGUUGUACAGUUACCUUUACCCUGAACAUAAGGACGAUGAUUAUGAGUUAGGUCUGAAGGAGUGUGUUGCAGGAUGACGUGCUCAAGGGUUUUAUAGCAGCUACUGGAUGAAAGGAGCGGAUUGUUUCUCGGGUGCCUUGGUUUGAGUGAAACUCUGCCUAUCGGAGUGUGGGCCACGAGGGAGCGCUCAUCCUGUAGGUGGUGUGGUAAUUAGCUGUCCCACUAGUGCUACUGUAAGCGUGUACGACUCUCUGUGGUGCAGCCCCUGGUGCUGCAUUGGGCCAAUUAGCAUCACCUUGUAAUUGUAUACUAUUGUAGAAACAAUACUGAAAUCCUUCAAUAUAUUUUGUUUUUGUGCUGCUAUCGGAAAACAUUUUUCCAAGCUAUGAAAAAUAAAAAAAUCAUUACUGUCGACAGAAUAAUCCGAGUGACUCCAUCCGGUUGUGUAAUACAUUGUGGAAGUCUCGCAUCAUGAUGAUGCACAAACCGAGCUGAGCAGCAUUUUAGUUCUACUAGUGUUAGUAAAUGGCAAAUAAUCAUCUGACGGUAAAAUGGUGAUUGUUCUGUGCAUGUUAAUUGUUCGAUGUUAAUAAUAAACAAUGUUUGUGGAGCUCCUUAACAAAAAAUGAUUGAUAUUAAUAAAAUUCACAACGCUACUACAGAACAAGAGGAAAUGAAGAAUGUCAAAUUAUAUAUGGUAAUAAAUGUUACAAUUAACUCUAAUAUGCAGCUUAUUCCUUAUUAUGUCGUCAAAUUAUUAGUAUUCAAUGAAUUAUGACUUAACUGUUGCCAUUUAUUUAUUGCCAACUAAUUUGCCAUUUAUUAACAAUUCUCACCACUUAAAUAAAACUCACGGUGUGAUUUUUUCAAAUUUGCUGAUUUGUUUUUUCUGUGCACCGAUAUUUCACCUUUUGACCAACGAGACAAACGUCCAAAUGCGGUCCUGAAAAACCAUUUGUUUUGUACAAAUCUCCUACGAUGAUGAAAAUUCUAUUGUGUAUAUCUCAAUUUGUCUUUGAUUAUUCGGAAAAUAAAAUAAGUUUAUUAUUGCUUCAA